Molecule: messenger RNA, 1033 nt
Organism: Lates calcarifer (barramundi perch)
Lineage: Eukaryota; Metazoa; Chordata; Actinopteri; Centropomidae
Exons: 3
Coding region: 69-473 (134 amino acids)
Biological process (GO): G protein-coupled receptor signaling pathway
Cellular component (GO): membrane
Molecular function (GO): neuropeptide receptor activity
Source: RefSeq, a predicted model, not a curated record
UGACAGUCCAAUCAGAGGGCAGGUGGCUCUUUUAACUUGAGCUACACCCAUGAGCUCAGUUUUUCAAGAUGGACGACAGCACAAGAAUCUGCUACAGCCCAGCACCCAGCCUGAAAUCCACUCACAGACCUUCCCCUGCCAUUCCUCAUCUCCUCUUCAGUAAUGGUUUGCCCAUACUUCAGAUGACAUUUCAAGGACCUAAUCUCAACCUCUGGUCAAGAGUUCUGUCCAAACAGAAGAUAUGCCAUGGAUGGGCUGACCGAGUCUACAUUGCUCAUCAGAUAAGUCGUGGCCUUGUGUGUCUGAACAGUGCUCUCAACCCUCUGGUUUACCUCCAAGUGAAUGAAGAAAUUCCUGCGCAGCUCAGACAGCUGCUCCACCGAGCUCGUCAGAUGCUCGACUGUUUGUUUCUGUCAAACUCUGGCUCUGUGACUGUGGAACAAAAUGCAGAUGAAGUUUAUGUGCCCAUGUAAAAGAAGUUAAAUAACAGUGUUUAAUAAUAGAAGGCUUAAAAAACCCCUGCUCUUUUGAGUUUAGAUUGUCUAACAUCUGUAUUUACAGUAUAUUAUAAAUAUUGUAUACUUCAUCAAAAAUUAAUUUGUCAUUUUUGAAUUUCAUUGUAUUUGUAGUUUGUUGAAUUUGAUCUUGUAAAUGCUGUUACCAUGCAGAACAUAUAAAAAUAAACAGAUAAACCACAGGUCUUGAUGUGUGUGGGGAGAUAAAAUUUACCUUAUGUGGUUAGGGGAUGGGGAAGCCCAGUGUCAUGCAAGAAGUAUAUAGUUUUCUAUAAACACACUUAAAGCAGGAUGUCUUUUAUUUAUAGUUAUGAUUCAGUAUUAGUCUGAAUUAUACCUCAUGACUUUCUCAAUUCACAGACAACCACGUCACCUGGAUUUUGAGUGAUCCUAGAACAGUAUAAGCACAUGGAGCACAGCAGUUCUUCCAGACCUAGACAGAGAUAACCAUGAUAAAUGUCAUGGAAAUUUCUUUUGAUUGUAUAUGUUGACCUGUUGGGUUGUUAUAUUGCUGUUAA